UAGCAACAGACCCUUCCACCAUGUUCGCUCUGCUGUCUAUUCUGCUGACGCUGCAGCUCGUAGUCAGUGACGACUACCACGACACGUUAGAUGGUAUAGUGUUCGAGGAGUACAGCACAGAGCAGCUGCGAGACUUCCUGCACUGCAUCCUGGAUAAGGGACCCUGUAGUGACGUCGUUGCUAGUUAUAAGAAACACUACCCAGACGUGGUACUCGAGGAGUGUGUCCGCUGCAGCAAAUGCCAGAAGCACAUGGCAGUUGUGCUGUUCGACCGCAUGAGAGCUGAGCUGCCUGAUCUGUACCGGGAGUACAGAGCCAAGUUCGACCCUGAUGAUGUGCAUUUUGACAACAUGUACAAGAGGGUGAUGGAGGAGAGAGAUAGCUCUUAUUGUUGAAGAUGAUAAGAGCUGUAUUC
Aricia agestis (brown argus) is the source of this 415-nucleotide messenger RNA. RefSeq names its product allergen Tha p 1-like. Lineage: Eukaryota; Metazoa; Arthropoda; Insecta; Lepidoptera; Lycaenidae. Bases 21 to 395 code for a protein of 124 amino acids. The record is from RefSeq and is a predicted model, not a curated record. The transcript is spliced from 3 exons.